AUGGCUCUGGACAGUGAGCGGAAGGAGCUGCUGUUGAAAACGCUGUUGGAGCUGGGGAAAGACGACUUUGAGUCCUUCAAGUUCUACACGGACCUGCCUCAAAGCGUACGUGAAAACCCCAGCCGGGUGUACAUUGCUGACGAGUUGAUGAAGAAGCACGGGAAGAACGCUCUGGAGGAGACCAUCAAGAUUCUGGAGAAGAUCAGUAACAAGAACUUGGCCGAGAUGUUGCGUCGCAACAUGCUGGAAAUAAAAGGUGCCGUCUUCUCCGUUCAUGAUGAUGAUGAUCAGAUUUCCAGAUUGAAGGCUGACCUGCAAGGCAACCUGCGGUGUUUGUACAGUUUUGUCCCAGAGGGCAAUACCGAGCGCUGGAAGCAGCAGCCUUUGGCAGACAUCUACACGGAGCUGGAGGUCAGCUACGGGGCCGACGUCCGCCCCGACGAGCAGCACGAAAUCCUUCAGAUGGAGACGUGCGCAACGGCCAAAGAGUCUAUCCUGCCAUGCGACAUCUUCAAAAGCCCCGAUGGGAAGCAUCGACCGAUACGCUCGCUGCUCACUGUCGGCUUCGCGGGAAUCGGAAAAACCUUCCUGGUUCAAAAGUUUGUGUGUGACUGGGCCAGCGGGAAUACCAAUCAGGAUGUGCACUUCAUAUUUCCCUUCACCUUCCGGGAAUUGAACGCAGACAAAGGGAAAAGCUUUACGCUGGCCGAGCUAAUCCGACGCUACGUCUGUGAGAGCAGGCACAUGAGCGAGGAGACGCUGAACAAAAUAUUUGCCGACCUGCAGACAUCUGGAAAGCGGGACUACGAAAGCAGCGGGAUCAAGAUCUUGUUUGUCCUAGAUGGACUGGAUGAGUGCAACUUCAAAAUGGACUUGAAGAACGACACCAAAGUGGACACGGACGUGACGGAGGCCUACCCGCUGGAGGUGCUCCUGGCGCACCUCCUGAAGAGGAAUCUGCUACCCUGCGCCCGGGUUUGGAUCACUACGCGUCCCGCGACGGCCCACGAUAUCCCCUCCGAGCUCAUCGACAGCAGAACAGAAGUGAGAGGGUUCAGCGAUUCCCGAAGGCUGGAGUACUUUAGAAAAAGGUUCCCAAAUGAGGAUCACAUCAUGAAACACAUCCAGAAAUCUCGCACCAUCUUCAUCAUGUGCCACCUGCCCAUUUUCUGCUGGCUCACCGCCACAGUUCUUCAGGAUCAUUUGGACAGAGGGAAGGCGGAAAAGCUUCCGACAACCCUGACAGACAUGUACUCAGAGUAUGCGUUCAACCAACUGAAAAGGUCAGAGGAGAGACAGACGACAGAGUAUGUCUGUGUGCUAAAAGCGCUUGCAAAGCUGGCCUUUCACCACACCAUGAAUAAGCGUCAGAUCUUCUACGAGAAGGACCUGGUGGACAGCGGCUUUGAUUACGGCCAAGCUGCUAAACACUGCGGUUUGUUCACCGAGGUGUUUAAAGAGGUCCGUCCGCUUAGAAAAAACCAACAGGGCAAGAUGUUUCAGUUCGUUCAUCUGACCAUCCAGGAGUACCUGGCUGCACUGCACGUAAUGAUGAGCCUCUUCCACGAGAACAAGAACGUACUGGAUGAUUCAGAAUGGUCGCUGAAGAAAAUUGUCAGACUUUUUAAGCAGAAGACAAUCACUCAGGUACACAAGUCAGCUCUCCAGAAAGCCUCGGAGAGUGAAGGAAAUCUGGACCUGUUCCUCCGCUUCCUCUUUGGCCUUUCCUUGCCGUGCUACCAGGAACUAGUGGGGGAAGUGCUGAAGCUUCCUCCGGACUGCGUGCAAAGCAAGUCCAAGACAGUCGAGUUGAUCAAGGAAAGGAUAAAACAGAACUCUCCAGAGAAGAACGUCAACUUAUUCUACUGCCUAAAUGAGCUGAAGGACGACUCUUUGCUUAAGCACAUCCAGCAGGAACUAAAUUCAGUACGUCAGCACUGGCGCGACAUGCCAAAUGACAUGUGGUCGGCCCUGGCCUUCUUCUUACUGACAGACGACGAAACCAUGAAGUCCUUUCACCUGGGGAACUACGCCCCAUCACCUUUGGGGCUGGAGAAGUUGUUGGUGGUGGUCAAAGCUUCUCAAAUGUCAAUUCUAAGUAAAUGUAACUUGGACAAAGGCAGCUGCCAUCUACUGGCUUCCGUUCUCAGCUCUCCAUCCAACCUGAGGCAUCUGGACCUGUACUUCAAUGAUCUAUCGGACGAGGGGGUCGAGAUCCUCUCGAAUGGACUGUCUAGUCCACACUGCAUCUUACAGGUCCUCAAUCUGGAACACUGCGGGAUCACGAAGCGAGGAUGCGUUUCAUUGGCCGAGGCUCUCAAGUUAAACCCCUCCCAUCUUCAAGAGCUGGACUUGAGCUCCAAUGAUCUCUCAGACAGGGGGGUCGAGAUCCACUCGAAAGGACUGGCCUUUCCACACUGCAUCUUACAGGUCCUCAAUCUAAGUGAAUGUCGCCUGGACAAAGGGAGCUGUCACCUGCUGGCUUCCGUUCUCAGCUCUCCAUCCAACCUGACGCAUCUGGACCUGAGCGAUAACAAACUGUCGGACGAAGGGGUGGAGAUCCUGUCGAAAGGACUGGCCAGUCCGCACUGCAUAUUACAGGUCCUCAAUCUGGAACACUGCGGGAUCACGAUGCGAGGAUGCGUUUCAUUGGCCGAAGCUCUCAAACUAAACCCCUUCCGUCUCCAAGAGCUGGACCUGAGCACCAACAAUCUGACUGACGAGGGGGUCAAACACCUCUCGGAAGGACUGGCCAGCCCAUACUGCAACUUGAAACGCCUUGGGCUGUACGACUGUAGGAUUACCAAUAAAGGAUGCAUUUCAUUGGCCGAGGCUCUCAAGUUAAACCCCUCCCAUCUUCAAGAGCUGUACCUGAGGCUCAAUAAAAUAGGAGAAGAAGGAAAGAAGGUCUUAUCGGACGUCCAAGAAGAUCCCAGCUAUGGCUUGAAGACUGUCUACUUUAGCUCGUGGCGCUAA
Nerophis lumbriciformis (worm pipefish) is the source of this 2976-nucleotide messenger RNA. The record is from RefSeq and is a predicted model, not a curated record. NCBI's taxonomy places the organism in Eukaryota, Metazoa, Chordata, Actinopteri, Syngnathiformes, Syngnathidae.